UGGCGGCGGCGAUAGCGGCGAGAGCAACGGAGCCCAUUCAUGAUCCAGCGAACGGCGCCGGUGGCGAGUAAAGCGGAACCGGUGCCCCGCAAAGCGGCGCCGGUCCCGCCGUCAUGGAGACAUCGGGGCAUCUCCACGAUUCGGGCGUGGGGGACUUGGAGGAGGAUGGUCGGUGUCCCUGCCCGUUACCGGGGGAUGAACGGUCACCGCCGCCGCCCUCCGCGCUGCCGCCGCUCCAGCACAGCCUGUUGCACUCCUCGCCCGGGUCGCUACGGGCCCCUCCUCCUCCUCCCGCCGCCCCCGCCGCCCUCCACCCUUCCUCCCGCCACGGCAGCCAGCUCAACCUCGGCGACCACCCCGCGGGCUCCGGGGUGCCGAGCGGCAAGCACCGGCAGCCCAGCCCUCUGGUUCACCGGCGGGACAGCAACCCCUUCACCGAGAUCGCCAUGAGCUCCUGCAAGUACAGCGGCGGCGUGAUGAAGCCCCUCAGCCGGCUCAGCGCAUCCCGACGGAAUCUCAUCGAGGCCGAGCCGGAGGCGCAGCCCCUGCAGCUCUUCGGUGCCGGCGAACCCCCCGAAAUUGUCGUCUCACGAGAGGACAACCAUGCGCCCACCGCCCACCGUCCCAGCCGCCCGCCCGCCCGGCCGGCCCCCAGCACCUUUGCCAAGGGGCCCAAGCGCAAGGCACAGAACAUUGGGUACCGCCUUGGGCACCGCCGGGCACUGUUCGAGAAGAGGAAGCGCCUCAGUGACUACGCGCUCAUCUUCGGCAUGUUUGGCAUUGUCGUCAUGGUCAUUGAGACCGAGCUCUCCUGGGGGCUCUACUCCAAGGACUCCAUGUUCUCCCUGGCCCUGAAAUGCCUUAUAAGCCUCUCCACCGUCAUCCUGCUGGGCCUCAUCAUCGCCUACCACACCCGGGAGGUGCAGCUCUUUGUGAUCGACAACGGAGCUGACGACUGGCGGAUAGCGAUGACAUAUGAGCGCAUCCUCUACAUCAGCCUGGAGAUGCUGGUCUGUGCCAUCCACCCCAUCCCCGGGGAGUACAAAUUUUUCUGGACAGCUCGCCUGGCCUUCUCCUACACCCCAUCCCGGGCAGAGGCUGAUGUGGACAUCAUUCUGUCCAUCCCCAUGUUCCUGCGCCUCUACCUGAUCGCCCGGGUGAUGCUGCUGCACAGCAAGCUCUUCACCGACGCCUCCUCGCGCAGCAUUGGGGCGCUCAACAAGAUCAACUUCAACACCCGCUUUGUCAUGAAGACUCUCAUGACCAUCUGCCCUGGGACAGUGCUGCUGGUCUUCAGCAUUUCCCUCUGGAUCAUCGCUGCGUGGACAGUCCGUGUGUGUGAGAGGUACCACGACCAGCAGGAUGUAACCAGCAACUUCCUGGGUGCUAUGUGGCUCAUCUCCAUCACCUUCCUCUCCAUAGGCUACGGGGACAUGGUCCCACACACCUACUGUGGCAAGGGAGUCUGCCUGCUCACUGGCAUCAUGGGUGCUGGAUGCACAGCACUGGUGGUGGCUGUGGUGGCCAGGAAGCUGGAGCUCACCAAAGCUGAGAAGCACGUCCACAACUUCAUGAUGGACACACAGCUGACCAAGAGGAUCAAGAACGCUGCAGCCAACGUCCUGAGGGAAACAUGGCUGAUCUACAAACACACCAAGCUGCUGAAGAAGAUCGACCAUGCUAAAGUCAGGAAGCACCAGAGGAAGUUCCUACAAGCCAUCCACCAGUUACGGAGUGUGAAGAUGGAGCAGAGGAAGCUGAGUGACCAAGCCAACACCCUUGUCGACCUCUCAAAGAUGCAGAACGUGAUGUACGACCUCAUCACAGAGCUAAACGACCGCAGCGAGGACCUGGAGAAGCAGAUCAGCGGCCUGGAAUCCAAGCUGGAGCAGCUCAGUGCCAGCUUCAACUCCCUGCCCCUGCUGAUGGCUGACAUGCUGCGGCAGCAGCAGCAGCGCCUGCUCAGCGCCGUGCUGGAGGCCAGAGGGGUUGCUGUGCCCGUGGGCACCCCCCAGACACCCCUCUCUGAGAGCCCCAUUGGGGUCAGCUCCACCUCCUUCCCCACCCCUUACACGAGCUCGAGCAGCUGCUAAAACACAGCCCCUGAGCCCUGCUGUGGACAGGGGAAGCGUUUCCACACGGACCGUGAGGUCUCUGUGAACUUUCCUCUGGCCCUUGAGCCGCUGCAGGAGCCUUCAGCUGGAGCCAGUAGUGGGACCAGCAGCGUCCGAGCGCCGCUCGGAGCUUUGCCAACGCCUUGGUUUGGGGAAUUGCAUCCCUCUUCAGGUGCCUCUACACGUGGUGAAGGAAGGGGACGGAAGGUGAUGCCUUGGGCCAGCCUGUGCCGCGGCGUCCGGUGGCAGACGGGAAAAACCCACGCUCAAUCUCAGGUCUUCACAUUUGAAAACAAAACAAAACAAAACAAACAAAACAAACAAAACAAACAAAACACCGAGUCAGAAGCACUGAAGCAACGGAGACACCGGAGGGAGAGGUUUUUUCUCCCUGGGCCCCCUGCUCCUCUCAAGAUUGCCAAACCUCGCCAGGCAGGUGCCAGCGUGGGGAGGUUGGUGAUGCAGGCUCUGGCUGACGCUGCCCAUGCUCCAUUCCAUCUCCUAGCCACAGGACAGCCCCCUCACGCUGACAGCUGGGUGACAAUGAUUGACUGUGACCUUCCUGUGGAGUUCUCUGGAGCUGUGAGUGUUUUCUACCCAGAGAAGAACAAUGGACACUUCUUCUUUCUGGUCCUCAGUGUCAUAUUCUGCCUGGAGACAAUGCCAGAGCCAGGAAAGCAGUGCCUACAGCGUGCAGGGCCACGCAGGGCUGUCCCCAGCCCACAUGUUGGUGGCCAGGGAUGGGGCUGGCAGGCCAGCUCGGGCACUGAGGGGGUCUCCAGGUACUCACAUCACUGCCUGCUGGGAGCCUCCCAGCAUCUUGCAAAGCCAGUGGGCUCUUUGCAGCAGCCUCAGAAGUGCUGGAUGAACACCCCAUCAGCUCCAAGUGUCUCCACUCGUGCUGGGAACAUCCAUGCUUGAGCCCAGCUGGCAAUGUCCAAUCCACCAGGAUCAAGCAGGAGCUCGCUGGCAAGUGAUGUGGUAGCAGGGGCAGGUGCUUCAUCUGUUUAAAACAAAGCCCGUGGCCUUCAUGCCACUUCUGCUGGGUUUGGUGGAUGGCAGCAGCACUCUCUGGCACCGUCUGGCAGAGGCACUGCUGCCCAUGCCUGCCAAAGUGCAGCACUUCAGACCCCAUUUUACUUUUUUUUGCUGGUGUUCAGCUUCCUGAGGUACCCUUGGCAUUACCUGGCUGCUUCUGGAACCAGCCACUUUCUGGUUUGCUUUCACCAUUUCUCCCUUUCUCCUCCUCAGUUCUGCCCCAGUGUCACGUUCUGGCUUUCCUGGAUCCUUGCAUGGAGCCAUGCCAGGCUCUGACUUUGGGGUUGCUGUUUGCUGCUUUCCAUGAAAACUCAGCAGAGAAUAUUUCUAUAUUUUUUAAACAGAUGAAGUAACCAUGUAAUGACUCUGCAAUAUUAAUUACGCCUCACCCAGCAGUGUCAGUAAUUGUAAUCAGUCACUGUGUUACUCCAGGUAUACUCAGCCUGUAAUGCUCUCCUUUGUAACUUCUUCCCUUCCAUAAAUAAUGCUGGAUUUUGUGCACACCUAGGGGUAGAGACCCACCACCCUCCUGCAGCACCACCCCAACACCCCCAAUGCUGAAGCAUUUCCUUGCUGCCAGUGGUGAGAGGUGGUUCCACUCCCUGUGCCCUGCAGCUGGAGUCACAUAGAAAAUAAGCAGUAACUAGUGAGGAGUGCUGCCCCCAUGCUGGCCCUAGGAGGAGGAGGAGGAGGAGGAAGGCUGCAAAAUGGGAUCCCUGUGCUCCAGAGGUGUUGGGAGCAGGGAACAAACGCACUCACCCCUGUUGCCUUCACGUGCCCAUUGCUGCUGGUCCUUGGCCAGUGGGAGAUCCCUGGCUUUGGGGAAGAGCUGCUCCUCCAAGCUUUUGUAAUUGGUAUAAUUAAUAUCCCAUGGAUGGCUGGGGAUUCACUGCUGCCUUGGAAUCCCCCCAUGAUCUGUUCUCAGCCCUGUGUGCCUGUGGGUGCCCCCCAUCCAUCUUGCCCAGCAGAAGCUCCUACUGAUCUCUCUCAGGAGGUUCCCAGCAUAGCAAUGUUAGAAAUUCUGAGAAAGAGCUUGAAAUGCAGCAUUUUCCCUGGCCUGCAGGCAGCUGGUGGAGAAAAAUGCUUUCUGGGCUUCAGGAUAGGAGCAAACUGCCCCUGGGAUGGUGCUGUGCAUGGGAUGAGGUGUGGAGAUGUGUGCUGGGGCAGCAGACAGCCAGAGGAAGUAUUGAUCCUUAAAGAUCAAUAUUGCCAGCAGGAACCAGGAACCUCCCUGCCAGGCACAAUCGAGUCUGGGAAAUCCAUCCAACCCAGGGAGACAAGAGCAGGAGCUGCCAGCUGCAGGCCCAAGGUGCUCAGGACCAGAGUGAGAGUGUUGGGAUUGCAGCUGGAGCAGGAGCCCCUUGCUCUGGGGCAGAGCAGCUGCUGCUGCAGUGGGAUUUUGGCAGGGCUGGGGCACUGGAUCCCUGUGCACCCCACAACCUUCCUCCCCUGGCCUCAUCUCAGCACAACCUGCAGGGCAACCACCCCUCUGCCUGUGACCUGGGGUCUGCACUGUGUGCCCUGCACCUUACACCCUGCAAACUCCAUAUCCCACCCCUUCAUCCCCCAUUCCACACCCCUGAAUGCCCAAAGCCCAUAUUCCACCCCUGCACCCCCCAUUCCACACCCCUGAAUGCCCAUCCCAACCCCCAAAUCCCACAUCCCACCCCUUCAUCCCCCAUUCCAAACAUCUGAAUGCCCAAAUCCCAUAUCCCAUCCCUUCAUCCCCCAUUCCACACCCCUGAAUGCCCAAAUCCCAUAUCCCACCCCUGCACCCCCCAUUCCACACCCCUGAAUGCCCAUCCUAACCCCCAAAUCCCACAUCCCACCCCUUCACCCACUCCAUGCCACUUUUAGCAGUAGCCCUGACCCAUUGCUCCCAGCACCAGACUCCACCAUGGCCAGCACUGAGACCAACCCCCCUCCAGCCCUGCUGCCAGGAGCCCAGAGCCCACCUGAGGCCACACGGGGGGCAGGAAGGGUGAGGAGCCCCAGGGCAUGGCAGCCCAGCCCGCCGUGCCCACCCUGAUGGCAGCUCCUGCUCACCAGCAGCCUUGGCUGGCACAGCCCUGGUGAAGAGCUCCAGGAAAUGCUCCCCAGCCAGCCCAGCCCAGCCCACACACCUGAGAUGAUCACUUUGGGUACCCUAAGGGACAUCAGGACGGAGAGAAGAGAUCAGCAGCCAAGGUGGAAGAACAGCACAAGAGGAAAAUCGCAGAGAUGCCGACCUCCUGCAAGCUGGGAAUCGUCUGAUCCCACAGCCCAGUGGGGCCAAUGCCCCUCCAGGACCCACCUGAUCCAGCCAGUCCCAUUUUUGGCACAGCCUUGGGGGCUUUUUCUGCUCCACGAGUCUCCUUCCUGCUCUGCCUGCAAGGAACUAUCCUAGAAAUACCAGAAAAAUUCCACAAUCUCUCUGCAAACUCAUGGAUGUUUCUGUCCAGACUUAAGGAGCUUUGACCUGGGUUUGCAUCUUGCCUCUGUACUGCUCGCUUCUUUUUUUAAUGAUAGGGGAAAGUAUAAUAGUUUAUUUUAACUAUGAAAUAUAUUGCUAUAUUAUGAUGGUUAUGGUAACUUUCAAUUAUGGUUUUGUACCCAACACGGUUGUUAGCAGGCAGCAACGCCAGGCUGCUGCCAAAAAUGUCUGUUUCUGAGUACAGCUACUACUGCCAGUGAGGAUGGGGGACAGGGAGAGGUGCAGAACCUGAGUUGUUAUCCUUUAUCACCCUUGUACUCAUUUCCAGUGCUUGGAAGCUGACCUCUAGCAGGUCUGGAUCUGAUCUGUGUGCAGCCCAAUGGCACCAGAGCUUUGCUUCUCCCUACAGAAAGGUCAGGGUUUUUCCCUUUGUUCCCAGGUUCUGGAAAGCCAUUUUGCCCCAGGCUGUCUCCUCCAGCAGCAGGAGGGACUCUGCUCCUUGGGCACAAGCUCUGCAAGAGUCAAAAUUUCCCUUUUCCUCCAGGCUUUGUUUCCUUUUUCCUUUGUGGCUCUUGAGAAAGCAGUGCUGCAGAGCACAUUUUCAUUGAAUUAUGGAAUGGUUAAGGUUGGAAAAGUCCUCUAAGAACAUCAAGUCCAGCUGUUAACCCAGCAGCACCACCAAGCCCACGUGCCUGAGUGCCACACACACAAAUCUUCUAAAUUCCUCCAGAGAUGGGCACUCCACUGCUGCCCUGGGCAGCCUGGCCACACUUACACACCAGUAAUUUUCCCAAUAUCCAACUUAAACCUCCUCUGGCACAACUUUCAGGCAUUUUCUCUUGUCCUUUCACUUGUAACUCGGGAGAAGAGACUGGGACAUGUCCAGUUCACAUUUCACACCCUGCCCUGGGAGCUGCAGCUUUUGCUCAAGCUCAGGGUAUGAUGGCAUAGGAGGGCAAAACCCUGAGCAUGAAAGAGAAGUGAGAUAAGGUUGCAGGGAUUGUUUUGCCUCAGCCUUCCAGCUGGGAACAGGCUGCCCAGAGUUGUGUCUGCCCCAUCUCUGGAAGUGUUCAAGGCCAGGUUAGGUGGGGCUUGGAGCAACCUGGCCUAGUGGAAAAUGUCUCAGCCCAUGGCAUGGGGAAUGAGAUGAGCUUGAAGUCCCCUCCAAUCCAAACUGUUCUGUGAUUCCAUGAUUCUGUGAUUCCAUGGACUCCUUGAGCCUCAGAGAGCAUCACUUCCUUACCUCCAGCCCCUCCUGAGCUGCUGGACCUGAUCCCUGCUGGAUCAAAAGUCUUAAACUGCUCUUUGGCAACCACACUUUGUCCUGGCCAGUCUCCACAGAGCACGACAUGUCAGGGAAUGAGCAGCACCUGUGGAACAAAUUCCUGCUGCUUUUGUCCAGAGAAAGUCCAGAAGUCCCUGCACUUCUCAGAGCUGCAGUCACUGCCAUGCUGCCACUGUAGAGCUGUGCUGGUCUCACCAUUCCAGGCCAGUCCAUCCCAGCAGAGCCCCAGCAGCAAUGAGCUGCCAUGAGGUCUGGAUGCUCCUUGCUGGACCCCAGACCUGAAAUCUCCCUGCAGAAACCAGCUCUGAUGGAGGAAAGAGGUUGGUUCUUCUUCUCAGAGGCCAGGGCUGAGCCUCUGCUGCUGCCAGGGGACUCCUGGUCCUCUCCCUUGGGCUUCUCCUGCCCAGCACCUCCCAGGCAGCCCAGAGCCCUGUGCCUUGGCCACCAGGUAUGUUUGCUGGGGGGCAAUGGUGGUGAUUGCUCAGCAGUUUGGGGAGAUUCUGCUGCCAGGCUCUGCUCUGAGCUUCUUCUCACCUAACUCCAAGCGCCCUCCUAAAAGGUAUCCAAAGGGUCCAAGGUUGUAGAGAGGGGAUUUUGCAGGAGAGAGAAAAAGCUUCCAAAGCUUUUUCUCCAUGGCAUUAGUUAUUUCCCUAUGGGAUGAGCCACCUCAGAGCCCCACAAGGCACCAGGCAGGGCUCCAGAACCACCUGCCCAAGUGGGUGCUCUUGGCUGGGGGCCCUGGUGCUCAGAGCACGCAGCUCUGCUCCUUCUUCCACCCAAAGUGUUCUUCCCCCCACUGGGGUCUCAGCACUGCCCAUGCACCUUCCAGUGGGAGCUGCUUGCAUGUUCUCUGUGGUCAGGAUCCAGUCCUGGGCUUUACCUUCCUCCCUCAGGGCCGGUCUCUCAGCUGGAGGACAGGAGUGGGGGCUGGCCCGUGUGACAACAGCCCAUCCCCACAGCAUUGCCAUAAACCCGAGCUGUACCCAGAAACAGGCAUGUUUUAAACUAUGGCUUUAACCUGUUCACUGUAAAAAGUGCCUUGGACUUUAAUCUGAAGAGGUCACUAUCUAGAAGUAUUUACCUGUGCGGGUGUGUAAGGAUGCAGCUCUGUGUGCAGAGUUACACACACAAAUAUAUGAUCUAUACGUACAGCCA
Molecule: messenger RNA, 8005 nt
Organism: Zonotrichia leucophrys gambelii
Lineage: Eukaryota; Metazoa; Chordata; Aves; Passeriformes; Passerellidae
Gene: KCNN3
Product: potassium calcium-activated channel subfamily N member 3
Exons: 8
Coding region: 114-2093 (659 amino acids)
Biological process (GO): potassium ion transmembrane transport
Cellular component (GO): neuronal cell body; neuron projection; plasma membrane
Molecular function (GO): calmodulin binding; small conductance calcium-activated potassium channel activity
Source: RefSeq, a predicted model, not a curated record